AUGGUGGUGAUUGUAAGACGUCCUUUCCAGUCUGUUUUGGCCCUUUUCGCGAUCGCCUCGGUUCGUGCCAUUGAGCUCGUAAAUCUUGAUUGCGAUCCAGCAAUCCGAGAAACAUCCAGUUGCGGGGCUGGUGGUCUCUUUAAUGGUGUCGGUAAUGGUCCUCUGACGGGAACAUUUAUCUGUGGGAAACGAGCUUUGGGAUUUCCCGGGUUUUCUUGGCAGAAAGAAACCACGCAUUGCGUCUCCACAUUGCUCGGACAAGUCGUUGGGUACGAAGGUGACACAUGUGGCUGCUGCAAUAACCAAUGUCCAGGGGCGUGCAAUUGCGUCUGCGAUGAAGAACAAGACUUUGUUUUGGUAAAAAAGCAGUCUCUCCUUCGCGGGGAAACCGCAGUAUGCGUGUCUAGAGGGAAAGCCAGCCGAUGGGUUAGCGAUGGAACUACCGAAUACUCUUGUGUAUCGGAUCAGGAAUGCCCACAAUAUUCCGAUAUACCACCAGCUGAUUCUGAAGUACCACCAGCUGAUUCUGAAGUACCACCAAGCACAGAAGAAGAACCUCCUGCAACAGAGAACGAUCCACCAGAGUGGCCUUCCAAUUCCGAUGUUGAGAUUGAAAGAGAAGAAGAAGUACCCGACGAUGCUGAAGAAGUUGUGGAUUUAACAUUUGAACAGGCCACGGCUGCUCCAACGGAAGAAGAUACGGUAACCGACGAAAAACCAGCAAAAGGUAGUGCAAAAGGUAGUCCCAAAGGGCAACCCGGUGCAUAG
Seminavis robusta is the source of this 768-nucleotide messenger RNA. The record is from the annotation of a GenBank genome assembly. NCBI's taxonomy places the organism in Eukaryota, Bacillariophyta, Bacillariophyceae, Naviculales, Naviculaceae.